Messenger RNA from Prunus mume (Japanese apricot), 180 nucleotides. The record is from RefSeq and is a predicted model, not a curated record. NCBI's taxonomy places the organism in Eukaryota, Viridiplantae, Streptophyta, Magnoliopsida, Rosales, Rosaceae.
AUGUAUAUGGCAUAUGGAUGGCCGCAGGUCAUCCCACUGGAGCAGGGUCAAUGCCCUUCUUCCCAAAAGGUCGUAUACCUCAAGGUCAUCAAUCGCUUACUGCUUGUUGUCUCUCCCUCUCACCUUGAGCUCUGGAGCUCUUCCCAGGCCGGCUUUAUCAACAGCCUAAAAUCCACUUGA